This is a messenger RNA of Papilio machaon (common yellow swallowtail), 1107 nucleotides long. RefSeq names its product sialic acid synthase-like. The transcript is spliced from 4 exons. The record is from RefSeq and is a predicted model, not a curated record. Bases 106 to 1107 code for a protein of 333 amino acids. Lineage: Eukaryota; Metazoa; Arthropoda; Insecta; Lepidoptera; Papilionidae. Gene Ontology annotation, biological process: carbohydrate biosynthetic process. Gene Ontology annotation, molecular function: N-acylneuraminate-9-phosphate synthase activity.
UUCACAAAUAAUGUCUUCAGAAUUAAAGUGCCUUACUACGCUUUCUUAAUUAUUUUAUAAAAUAGUAAAAGCUAAAUUCGGGAGUGUCCCAUACAAGAUGGUACGAUGGUGAACAUAUUUCUAUUGAGUUCAUUUAAGCCCUACACAUGCAGUGCCCGAAAUAUUAAUUUGACCUUCAAACACGAGUUCCUACGACUGCGUUUAUUUAACUCUCAUAUUAUCCCUAUCAUAAGAAAUCGUAAAAAAUUUAAUAUGAAUACAAUAAUUCUAAACAAUGAAGUUAAAAUCGGUGGUAACAAUCCGUGUUUUAUUAUCGCUGAAAUUGGACAAAAUCAUCAAGGUGACAUCGAGAUUGCAAAAAAACUGAUAAAGGCAGCUAAGGAAGCUGGUGCAGAUUGUGUUAAGUUUCAAAAAAGUAGUCUAAAAGAUAAGUUUACAAAACAACGAUUAGAUCAACCGUAUAAUAACACCAAUUCAUGGGGAUCCACGUAUGGCGAACACAAACUAUAUUUGGAAUUUUCCAAAGUCCAAUAUAGAGUCCUGUUAAAAUAUGCACAAGAUCUUGAUAUUACGUUUACAGCUUCUGCUAUGGACAUGGAAUCUUUCGACUUUUUACUUAAUCUGAAAGUCCCAUUCAUAAAGAUCGGGUCUGGAGACUCUAACAACCUACUUUACAUAAAAUACGCUGCGUCCAAGAAGGUUCCGCUGAUAGUUUCCACAGGAAUGAUAGAAAAAGCCACUGUGACAUCCAUCUAUGAUAUAAUAUCAAGUCACCAUAAACAGUUCUGCUUACUACAUUGCGUGUCAGCUUAUCCUACGCCAUACGAAGACUGUAAUCUGAGAGUCAUCCAGGAUUACAGGAACAGCUACGAUGUUCCUGUGGGUUACUCUGGUCACGAGCUGGGAAUAAAUGUCGCCAUUGCCGCUGUCGCUUUAGGAGCUAAGGUAAUAGAGAAGCAUAUAACUUUGGACAGAAGCAUGAAGGGCACGGAUCAUCAAUGCUCUCUGGUACCAUCAGAAUUACAGCAGUUAAUACUGGCAGUGCGUUCUUUGGAAACGACUCUUCGAACUCCUGUGAAAAUGAUACAUUUUUUCGGUAUGAAUUAA